CGUUCACAGCCCCUCAGCCUCAGUGCACACGCUGACUCCAUCACACCACCAUGAACACCAAGGUCUUCCUCCUGCUGGCCAUGGCCGCCCUUGCCGCUGCUGACUUCAGCUACGGCAGGCCCGACAGUCGCUCCUUCGAGUCCUUCGAGUCCUACGAGUCCGACGAGUUCACCAGGCCCAACUACGAGUUCCAGUGGGCUGUCAGGGACUCCUCCAGCGGCAACGACUUCGACCACAAGGAAGGUCGUGACGGCGAGGACACCCAGGGCGUGUACUCCGUGCACCUCCCUGACGGCCGCCGCCAGACCGUCACUUACGUCGUGGACGGUGACGACGGCUACGUGGCCGACGUCAAGUACGACGGCGUGGCUCGUUACCCCGACUCCCACUCCCGCGAGUCCUUCGAGUCCCGCUCCUUCGAGUCCAACGAGUUCUACCGCCCACCCAGACGACCCUCUUACUUCUAAGAUUCCAGCGAGUCCAAGUCAACAAACAGACCGACAAGACCAAUCCUCCUGCUGGCCGCUCGCCCUCCGCCGCCAACACUCCUACUAUUUAUUGCCCCUCUCAUUGUUGACAAUGGGACGAGCCACACUAUUUAUUGACAAAUAAAACAAGCAAACAUAGCCAA
Molecule: messenger RNA, 631 nt
Organism: Portunus trituberculatus (swimming crab)
Lineage: Eukaryota; Metazoa; Arthropoda; Malacostraca; Decapoda; Portunidae
Product: larval cuticle protein A3A-like
Exons: 3
Coding region: 51-467 (138 amino acids)
Cellular component (GO): extracellular matrix
Source: RefSeq, a predicted model, not a curated record